Molecule: messenger RNA, 6229 nt
Organism: Verruconis gallopava
Lineage: Eukaryota; Fungi; Ascomycota; Dothideomycetes; Venturiales; Sympoventuriaceae
Exons: 3
Coding region: 164-5983 (1939 amino acids)
Cellular component (GO): site of double-strand break; nucleus
Source: RefSeq, a predicted model, not a curated record
CCACGUUCCGCAUUUAACAUUCGUCAAUAAGCCUCUCAUUCUAUACGUGUUGGGCCAUCUUAUACAUGUUCUCUCUGUCGAAUUGCGCAUUCGCUUUCUUCACGAAUUCCCAGUGGACUGCACGUUUUCUGCUGUCAUGAUUGCUUCUUCUUAGUCUCUCCAAAUGCCGUCUCCGCAACCGAAUGUAAAGAACUUCUCAUUGGCAAAGGCGAACCCUUACGAAACUACUUCGGUACGCGAUAAGAUUCGAAAAUGGCAGACGGCAGGAGGUGGAGUCCUCGAGCAGCCAGAGGAGGCAGCAACUGCGGACCAAGAUGCCAAAAGCGAAAAGAAGAGCGAAAAAAGUGGCAGUAGCAGCAGUAGCAAUACACAGAGCGGCAAAUCGCGCGCGUCGCCGUCGGCGCAUACCAGGUCUAAGAGUGAGAGUCACGUCGAAGUCGACGAUCCGCCACGAAUACAGAGCAGCGAACCCGACCAGCCAAAGACGCCAUCGCAGCUCUCUAAGUCCUCAGACAAACAGACUUCAAGCGAACCACCGAAACCACGCGUCGUCGAACGCAAGCCCAACGGCAUCACUGCGAACAAGCUCGACGCCGACGUUCGCAAGGCGAUAGCGCCAAAGAAACGCAUCGUCAGUGACGGUCACUGGCGACGAAAACAUGUUGAUCCCAAUGCACCCGUUUCUCCUCCAAAGAGCAGCCCUACAAAGAAAGAGCAGUAUGCAUGGGUUCGACCUCCGCUACUUGCACGCCCCUCUGUGAACGAUGAAUCGCCGCCCUCACCACCAAAACCGAAGCGCGACAGGGAACCGAUGAGAAUUUACACUGGGAAAGGAACAACAAAGCCAAUUGCCGCACAAAUUCACAGUCAAUUGUCCAUGCGGCCUAAGGAAAGUGUGCCAAUGAGACCAAAGUCACCGACAACGCCGCGACCAAGGCGACCUUCAACUUUGGAACGCACGCCUGAAUUGUACGACAGUGAAGACGACUCCCCACGAAAGCCCAAGGCACAGUCAAAUCAGAAACAAUCCUCCCUUGGCCCAUCCAAACUCUCAGAUGACGAUUUCACAAGUUCUGAGGAGAAAACACGGACCCGCCUCUCAAAAUCACGAAAAUCUGGAUCUGAGGGCCUGACGUCAGAGACGCCUCGGAGGCGUCGAAGUUUGAGCUUAGGAGCCAAUGCGAAUCAUACGACUCGAAGGCCGAGUUUGCAACGUAAAGUUGAUCAUCAUGAGAGUGCAGAUGAAGGCAGACGGAGACCGCAAAAGCAACAGCGAAGGUGGUCGCUCAGCGAGGAGAGCAAGUCAUCCUACGAGAGCUUCUCGCCUCCAAGACCGCCACGAGAGCUCAAUAAUUUCGAUGAAGAUGCGGAAAAGAGACGAUCAAAUUUCAGGGCUGAGUUCGCACAAUUCAAACCGUCCAGGUUGAAGAGACGUUCACAUCGAAAGCCGGCCAUGCGUCAAACCUCUCAUUCUCCUGAGCCGAUAAAACGAAGAAACGAAACGAUCGCGGAGCCCAUCCCACCCCAAAGACAGACUUCGCAGAGAAUUGAGGCGUGGCUUACAGAGACACCCGACCCAUUUGAUGAAAACAAAAAGGCCAACUCAAGACGCGCAUUUUCGUUCGAAACGAACGGUCGUGGUACCGCGACUGAUUCCACAAUCGAGACAGAGACUACGAUCACAGAGACUACGAUAACCGAGGUCACGGAAUCGACAUUGACAGACAUGACAGAAAGUACUAUGGCACCAAACAGAAUGUCCCGCAAAUAUGGGGGUGAUCGAAAAUCAAGUAACAGCAAACUGGCAUCUAACCGUCAUAUUCGCGCAAAGUCAGAGCCAAGUGACUACUUAGACCCCCAGAUUGAAGUCGAGUACUCAUCUACAACGUCGGUACCUACGUUAAAAAGGAGAGGUGCUAAAUAUGGUACAUCAUCACCGAGCAGUAAAGUGCGAAGUAAACCACCGGCCACUGAAUCGUCAUACACUGAGAGCUGCAUCACUGAAAGCGACGUCACUGAGUCUGUAGUCUCGUCCUCGAUUGACCCUCGAGAUUUCAGCAAGCCGGGAGAAAAUCAAUCAUUGAAUGUGGCUCGACGGCUGUUUCCAUCAACGGGGAAAAGGUUGUCAACGAUUGCAUCGGUGGAGACGUUGGCUACAAAGUCACAAGAUUUAUCAAAUAAUGCUCCGGAAGCGGUUCAUCAAAAGCCUGAAGAUUCGAAGGCCUCAUUGGUUGUGAAAUCUGCGCCCGCUGAGGAUGUGAUUACAGCCCUUCCCAACUUUACCAACGGCAGCGUAGUAUCUGCAGCACAUAGCAGAUCUAGUUUGAGGAGGAAGAAGACUGCGACACACGCAGAUCUCAUGACAGUCUUGUCGAUGCCCGCGUCGCGCAGCAAGAGCAUAGUAUCGGCACGAAGUAUCCGGACGCACAGGAGCAGGCUAGAGACCGCCACGCUCGAGGACCUGAUGAGAGAACUCGCAUCAGACGAGAUGAAAUAUAUGCGUGAACUACGCACUCUAGCUGACGACGUCAUUCCUAUUCUGCUGAAGUGCGUGCUAUCCAAAUCAGAAGAAGCUGUCGCGGCCGGAUUAUUCAAGGAUCGCCCUGUGUCGGAGAAAGACGCCAUCUCUGAAGCUUCGAGGGUCAUCCACGAUUUAAGCGUAUCGAUCCAAAGACUGAAGAGCUUGCAUAUGCGUAUACCGAAAGAAAAUCACUUUUCACUCCUGAUUUGGGCGCAAAGUGCACAGAGCGUGUACGACAGGUACAUAAAGACGUGGCGUCUGGGCUUUCAGGGCAUUAUCGUGAACGUUCAGCAAGAGGAGUCCACCGCCUCGGCGGUAUCUGCGCCUACUUCCGACAAUGGCAGUGGCUUAGGAAUGGCACGCAAUGAAGAAGGUGACAUCAUCGAUGCCAACGGAGAGCGGGUUGAUGUAGCAUAUCUCCUCAGGAGACCUCUCGUGCGACUCAAGUUUUUGCACAAAACUUUGAAAGGAAUAAACAUUAAAAAGCCGUCUGAGCAGGCUGGUGUACUUGCAAAGAAGUUUGAGGCACUAGUGGAGAUGGCAAGGAAGAGAGUAGAUGACGAGAAAGCGCGCAUGGAAGAUGAUGCUGCAGCACAUAUCGAUGCAACGAGAGCUCGAGAUCCGAAGAGCCUUGCUCCUUUGGCAGGCGUUAAGAUUGAUGCUACGCGUUCUGUCAGAGGGAGGGACAUAUUUGACAUGCACUUGCCACACUCCAGUGGGCAAACGAUGGACUGUCGUGUUGAGUUAAUAAUUCGUGACGACGCUCCUGGACGAGGCCAGAGUGGGGAUGUGCUCAUUUGUGAAGUUGAUGAAUCAGGGCGAUGGCUCCUAUUUCCCCCGGUGGAAUUGAAGCGGAUAUCUUCUCGUGCCGGAGACGAGCCCGGCCAAAUCGUGGUGAUGAUUAGAGGUGUCAGCUCUUCUCAUGAGGAAUGGGAUGAGGUCUUUGCACUGACGACUGACGAUGAAGAGAUUCGAUUCGAGUGGAUUCAAUGGCUUGGCCUUGUGCCGGUUCCACCGCCAUUGGGUAUAAAUAAGACUUUCAAGGAUCAGGAAGCCAGGCCAACAAGCAGUCAUGCCUCGAGCUCGUUGGUUUCGUCAAGAACGGAGUCUACUGCGCCGUUAAAGAGCAGGACACCAAGUCCCAGGGAGAUCGAGAUACCCAUUGGCGAGCGUGCUACUUCUGGAGCGAAGAGAUGGAGCAAGGAGAUCACUUCACCUCGUAUGGAUGGAUCAGACAUCUCGUCAUUCUUGUCGAGCUUGGACAGUGAGCGAGCUACACUUUUCGAAAAGCGAGCUCAAAACUCUGAUACGGGAUCAUAUACUUCUGUGUCCUCACGUGCCGAGAGUGAUGUUAGAACAGAUAUUACGCCGCCCUCUGAACCGAAGCACUCGAGCAGUAGGCACUCGACUCCACGGAAUCUGAAUGAAGCAAUGGAAAUGGCUGGCAGCGGAUCGCCGACACUUAAAAGAACCAGAGCAAAGCGAUACCGAUCUUCCCCUGAGAAGAUUUUGGGCAAACAUGCGGCGAAAGAGACAACUAAAAUUACCGUUUCAGGUCAACACGAGCCAUUAGCAACACGGCCGAAGCAGACUAAGAGCAUAAAGAAAGCCUCACGUAGCGACGACUACAGUGUCUGGAUCCCUAAUUCGGAACCGAAAGACGAUUCCGAAUCAGAUGUUAGUGACGAGGACUCUUUUACAUCAACCUACCUGUCAGGACACAUGCCACUACAUCACAGGACCAGUUCUGUUCCAUCACUGAAAUUGCCGAGUGUUCGAAAGAUGAGGAGCUCCAAACCUGAAGAUGAAUAUAUGUCUGGUGCUUUACAGCCGGAACCGACAGUCAAGACGCCAACAAAGCCUGCUACAUUGGCGAAAGAACCACUUUCAGCUCCUCCAAAGCUUGAGAGACUGUCCGAGUCACCUGCCAAACCUGCUGCCGUAUCUCUUGCAGUAGACACCCCUCCUCCGCCGCCCCCUCAUCGCACACCAAGUUCUUCACAGGUCAAACUCCCACCAGCUCCACAAUUCACGCCAAUUCCCCAAGUUAAGCGUCGGUCCUCGUCGCCAUUGAAGCAUGAAUAUAGGCCGUCAUCCCCGUCAUCAGAGUCCUCUUAUACGGAAGACGAAGAUUCUGCUUCUGAAUACUCCCAAGACUCCCUCUCUUCGGAGUCUGAAGAUGAUCUUGAAGAUGACGACGUUGCUAGCACUUUUGUGUCGUCUGUGGUGUCGCCCAGAGAGCCAGAGAAGCCUUCUGAUCUGUAUUCGCUACCAAAUGGGACAAUCAAGCCGUCCGAAUCAGCGUCUCAGGCUCCGUACAGAAAGGUGCCGCAUACCGUCAGCGGGGAUGCUAAACCGGCGAAGUGCGUGGCUAGCAUAUUCACUUGGUCGGAAAAGGGGCACUGGGAGCUUCUGCAUCCAAAUGACUGCAUCGUCAUGAUCACACCUGGGCUCAUUGCUGCCUAUCCUCUGAAUACUUCGCAUGCGCCAGAUUCGGUACCGGAGGAACGGCCACUCGUAGCACAGGAACUCACACCUCUGGUUCCUCUUCGGAGAGGCACAUUGCUUGAUAUCACUAUUCGUUCCCCACCCACACCGGCUUCACGGCUUACUCCAGGCUCUAACAUUAUGUUCAGAUCCCGGAGCAGUGACGAGUGUGAGAUGCUCUACAACUUGAUAAACCGCUCACGAAUCAACAAUCCAACAUACAUUGCGCUACAGAAUGCAAGGCCCCCUGUGUCUGAUGGUUGGGCUGCGGCUAUGGAUCGCCAGAAUAGCCAACGUGGCAACGGCGGCUCAGGAGGUUGGCUGAGUCGCAGCAGGAGCUAUCGCGCCUCUUCGAGAGCACAGAGCACAGCGGGUAACACCGAGUCCAGCAUCGGCACAAUCUCAUCCGUUAUCACAGCCAUGAAGCGGUUCUCGGGCGCCGGCGUCAUCUUGGACAAGGCGCGCUCACGAAUGUCUAUAUCGCGAGAUGGCUCAGACUCGCUCGGCUCCGGCGGCUCAGGAACCCGUUCUCCGCCUCAAUUUGUUGCCGAUCAGACCUUGCUUAGUGGUGGUGCGGGUAUUUCUAAUGCCAAAAUCCGCUUGUACGUCCUACAGUCCAAGAAUAAGUGGGUUGAUUUAGGAAGUGCCAGGCUAUCCAUCCUGCCCAAGGAAGAAGGUGCGGUCAUUGCUGCCCCCCUGAUGCUGCAUACUGGCCAAGAGAAGAGGAUUGCAAUUACGAAGAAGAAGACUGCAGAGUGCUUGCUGGACGUUACGUUGCCAGAGCCUUGCUUUGAGCGAUGGGCUAGGACAGGUAUUGGUGUAAGCGUUUGGGUCGACGUAAAAGGGAACGGCGGCGAGGGUAUACCGGAGACGGGCGGAGUUACAGAGAAACGCGUUGUUAAGUACAUGAUUCAGCUUAAGAGUGAAAGGGAAUGUGCUUACACUUUCUCGUUGUUGGGUAAGCUGCGAUAUUGAAUUAUCUGCAGUAGUGCAAAAGGCGUCGUGUCUAGGCGCCGUAGCUCCUUAUUCGAGGGAACUGCUGCUAUCUUAUUCCACGAUAAAUUCUGACUUUUGGGACUUUUUUCUCUAUCAUGAUAUCCAAUGCUUCUUUCAUGUCACAAGCAACACUGCCCUGCCUGGCUGGAUUUCGAACUUCUUGUACGACUAUAGACCUACAUUUCGAUUUUCUAAAGAAAUAAAUGAAUAGACGUCUAAUUUGUG